CCUCUAGAAGAGGGCUUCGCUCCUCAACCAAUUAUUACCAACCAGACUCGCUUUCAGUUGAGGCUAGCAGCAGAUCGUCCUAGUGACCGUCUGCCGGUCUUCUUUUUUCCCACCGCUACUGGCACCGAUGAGAGAAAACUGCCUUCUUCUUCGUCUUCUGGCGAGGACCGACGGUUACAUUCGUUGUCCACCCCCUUCUCGCCGACACCUCCUACUUCUAUAUCGAUGGAUGUACAGCUGACGAACUUCGAGGUUUCGGCUUCAGAGAAAUCUACGGGCGACCGUUUAAAUAAUUCACAAGUCUCUUGGAUUUACUCUUCUGAUCUGGCUGCCAGCCUGAUGUUAAGUAAUACUCGUGUAGAGGACUCUGGAAUUUACAAGUGCUUAGCAACCAAUUCUUUUGGGCAGGAGACGUACGAGAUACGCUUGGAUGUGCUAUGUAAGCCUGCUUUUGUCUACGUCAACUUGUGUAUAUCCUUCUCUCCUUGCUAA
Protopolystoma xenopodis is the source of this 492-nucleotide messenger RNA. The record is from the annotation of a GenBank genome assembly. NCBI's taxonomy places the organism in Eukaryota, Metazoa, Platyhelminthes, Monogenea, Polystomatidea, Polystomatidae.